Austrofundulus limnaeus is the source of this 4716-nucleotide messenger RNA. RefSeq names its product pellino E3 ubiquitin protein ligase family member 2 (gene peli2). Gene Ontology annotation, biological process: regulation of Toll signaling pathway; protein polyubiquitination. Gene Ontology annotation, molecular function: ubiquitin protein ligase activity; protein binding. The record is from RefSeq and is a predicted model, not a curated record. Bases 253 to 1527 code for a protein of 424 amino acids. The transcript is spliced from 6 exons. Lineage: Eukaryota; Metazoa; Chordata; Actinopteri; Cyprinodontiformes; Rivulidae.
AUCUGCUUUAGAGCUGAUUCGACCGCCAACUAAGUUACGUUGUGUUGUGUCACGCGGAGGAAGUUGAGCGCAGUUUGUUUCGAGACGGUCCGAUUCGUGUAGAUACAGACACACACACACGGUGUGAUGUGUGUGCGACACGAAAUGCCAGCUUUUCGCGUUUUGUAACAGGAAAUUUCGGUGUUCUGCGAACCGCCGCUAUUACCGUGUAGCUAACACAGCAAAAAAAAAAAAAAAAAAAAAAGAAGCCCCAUGUUUUCGUCAAGCCAAGAGGAGCACUGCGCCCCGUCCAAAGACCCGGUGAAAUACGGGGAGCUGGUAGUUCUGGGGUACAAUGGCUCCCUGCCCAACGGAGAUCGGGGUAGACGGAAAAGCAGAUUUGCGCUAUACAAGAGGACCAAAGCCAAUGGUGUUAAGCCCAGCUCUGUGCACAUCCUCAACACACCCCAGGAUAGCAAGGCUGUGAACUGUAAAGGCCAACACAGCAUCUCCUACACACUGUCCAGGCACCAGACGGUGGUGGUGGAGUACAGCCAUGAUAAAGACACAGACAUGUUUCAGAUUGGACGUUCCACUGAGAGUCCCAUAGACUUUGUGGUUACUGAUACAGUAGCAGGAGGCCCGGAGGGAGAGGAGACRCCGAUCACACAGAGCACCAUCUCCCGCUUUGCCUGCAGAGUUGUGUGUGAACGCAACCCGCCCUACACUGCUCGCAUCUACGCAGCUGGGUUCGACUCCUCCAAAAACAUCUUUCUGGGGGAAAAAGCUGCAAAGUGGAAAAACCCCGAUGGUCACAUGGAUGGCCUAACAACCAAUGGGGUGCUGGUAAUGCACCCUAAGGGGGGGUUCACGGAAGAGUCCAAGCCCGGCGUGUGGAGAGAGAUCUCUGUUUGUGGAGAUGUGUAUACGCUGAGGGAGACCCGCUCAGCACAAACACCUGGAAAACUGGUGGAGAAUGAGAGUAACAUCCUGCAGGACGGCUCCCUGGUGGAUUUGUGUGGCGCCACUUUGUUAUGGCGCACCGCUGAGGGUCUCUUUCACACUCCCACCCAGAAGCACCUGGAGGCUCUGAGGCAGGAGAUCAAUGCUGCACGGCCCCAGUGCCCCGUAGGUCUUAAUACCCUGGCAUUUCCCAGCAUGCAGCGCAGUCGAGUCCUCUCGUCUCUAGAGGACAAGCAGCCUUGGGUCUACUUGGCAUGCGGCCACGUGCAUGGCUACCACAACUGGGGUCACCGCUCAGAGCAGGAGCCCAACAAUCAGCGGGAGUGUCCCAUGUGCCGAGUGGUGGGUCCCUACGUCCCGCUGUGGCUGGGCUGCGAGCCAGCGUUCUACGUGGAUACCGGCGCUCCCACGCACGCCUUCGUGCCGUGCGGACACGUGUGCUCGGAGAAGUCGGUCAAGUACUGGUCGGAGAUCCCUCUUCCCCAUGGCACCCACGCCUUCCACACCGCCUGCCCCUUCUGCGCCACUCAGCUCAGCCCGACUCAGGGCUGGUCCAAGCUCAUCUUCCAGGGCCCGGUGGACUGAGCGAAGAGGAAAACCGGAACGUGCUGGGAACCUGUUCCGAUCAUUUUGUGCUUUCCUUUGUUUGUGUAAGCCCGCCUUGGAAACAAGUAUGUUCAUUUACUGUGAAAACUGAACAUGGCAAACUGAGAGCCUUUUUGGCUAUUUGGAUGGCUACUGUGAUAAACAACGAGGAGCACAACUGAACAAGAAAUGUAUGGACUCCUUUAGAAUGAAAAACUGUUUCAGCUGUCCCACCCAGUACCUGCUGGGCUUCCAUCAGGUUGCUGUAAAACUGCAAUGAUUCAAGGAAUGAGCUGAAUUUGACUCCAGCAAACAAGGUUGAUCAGGUUUAGUUGAGAAUUUAAAAAAGUGACAAAGUUUCCACAGAGCCAGACAGCUGGACUGUUGGCUGGGAGAAAAGCCAGGAGAAACUUGGGGUUUAAAACUCCCCAUCUGCUCCUCUUGGCCGUCAGCUAUUAAAGGCAUCCGAAUCCAACUCACUUAAAGUGGCUUCCAUUCACCAAUCAAACUUCAGGAGCUUUUUGUGUACAGAGACAAACUCCAGUGCCUCAAAUCCCAACAAACAGUGGGAAUGUUUUUACUAAAAUUUGAAUAUAUAUAUAUAUAUAUAUAUUUUGUUGAAGGUAAAGACGAGAUAGUUUUACAUACAGAUCAUAAGAAAACGACAGCCCACAUGGAUUCUAACACAAGUGGUAUUUUACUACACUGUGUCCCUUUUAAUGUUUUUCUAAUGCAAAUGUUAAUAUAUUUUUCUCCUUCCUAUGUAAUGUGCGUGAGAGUGCAUGUGUGAAUACAUGUGAGGGUGGGUUGGACUGUGCUUGCAUCAUCUCACCCAAAAACCCCCUUUUAUGAUCUUGUCCCACCACCGAAAAAUGCUGACAGAGUCAACACGGGAACGAAAACAAGGUCACAGGGUUUCACAAUGAAUGUAUGGGAACACAGCGACUCCUCACUGGUGCUGCUAUAAUUAUAUGACCCGCUUUCCUAGUUUAGCUGAGGCUCGCUCGCGGUUUAAGACGACAUUGGUGGGUUUAGAAAAACACCUGCUUGCUAUCAAGCUCAUUCUGUGCUGUUUGUUAGCUUUAUCCCAGCCUGAGUCUGAUCCAGCGAUUUGUUCACUGUCGAACCUGGGCACAUUCUCAGCAGCAUCCAGAGAUUAUACCAAAUAUAAGAUCUUUUCUCUCCACACGCGAGAGGCAGCAGCCAAUCCAAAGUGUUUCUGUAAACAAUCGUAACCACAAACUGCUGCUAUGAUGGAAUGUUGACAGCCUGGGAUUACAGCAGAGGCUCAAUGCGAACAAUAUAAUCACGCUGUCUGCCAAAUUUUGUACAUUCUAUUGUGCGUAGAUGAGUCAAGUUGUCCCGAACCAAGUAGCAGAUGAAUUGAAAUCUGGGACGAAUCUGCGCAUUCUUGUGUGAGGAUGGCUUACUAGACUGUGCCCAUGUGUAGAAUGUCAGUUCUUCCACUAGUUUAUCAAAAACAAUGGAGCAUUAAAACAAUGAGGCGUUGACAGCAUUCAGGUUUUUCUCCAGGCUGCAUUAAAAUGAAUAAAACUCCUUCAGGUGCCGCAAAAGGGCAAAAUCGACGACGAUUAAGGAUUCUGAAACAAAAAACAAUUUAGGGCUUUUUUUUUUUACUAGGUUUUCCUCCAAAAUAACAUUUGUAAUCUAAAAUGUCAGCAGCAUUACGUUUCUGUCACAUCACAGAGGAGUUUGCUUGAUUUCUGCAGAUUUUCUGUCACUGCCUUGCAGGGGUCGCACACUGCUCCUCUCAUACGUGUGCAGUAGCAUCCCCCCACCCUGACGCCCCCUCUCUCACACUUGAAGCUCAAACACUGUGCUCACUGCUUAAGAAGAGCGUGUUCUGUAACAGCUGCAGAGUAGCCGCCUCAAAAACAUUCCUCCUCGAUCAACAUGGGUGGAGCUCGCAGUUCACCCAAGGGCUUGUUCUGUGAAUUUAGUCUUCUGCAGGAACUCUGUACACAAAGCCAUAGGACACACACACACACACACACACACCGAUGCUCCUGAUGCCUCCUUUGCAGAGAAUAAAAUAUUUUUUUGUGGAAAACGUGCUGCUCUGUGUUGGAUUUUAUACUUGUGGACUCAAGGGCAUCAUUUGAUGCACUGAUUUAUAAGUCUGUGUGCAUUUGAAGWGGAUUUGUUGGUUUUUAUUCAGCCCUCGCCUUUGAACUCCAGAUGUCUGUCUUCAUGUUCAGUCCACCAACACAGCAGUGAUGUUUAAUCGCUGUUACAUGUGUGUUUCAUCAUGCCUCUGUGUGAGCGUUUACCUACUAUCUUGGUUGCCAGAGUGGCUCUGAAUGUUGAUAGCUCUAUCAGAAUAUUUGUUUAAGAUAAGGCAAACGAUGUUCUUGAAGUUUCAUGUUCCGAUUCAAUCGGCUUUAUCUUUAAUUUCGAAAGUAAGUGUUUGGUUAUCGUUCCUCUUAGUGGUCACUUCCCCACAGGAGCCACAGGGGGGCACUGUUUCCUCAUCAAUAGAGAUGUCUCGCCCAUCCAAACACUAAAACCGAGGCAUCCAAAAAGCUAAAGCAAAGAAAUUAAAGUUUUAUUUGUACUGAAAAUUAUUACACAGAUACAUAAAAAAUAAGCGGAAUAGAAUUUGCCUUGGCAUGCCUGUGGAUGAGAGAAAUUCCUCUGAAUGUGCAAACAGACAACUAGAAAAGAUGUAUGUCUUAUAUUUAAAGAUUUUACUCACAUCUUUCACAUUAUUUAUGUCUUUGCCUAUGCAGUCAAAUUAAUUAUAAAUGCUUUUAUUUCCCAUCUAACUCCUGGCUGGACGCCAGAGAAAUGGCUUAUGUGUGCAUUUAGUUUGUUUGCAAAUUUUAGCUUUAUUUACACCCCCCCCCCCCCAUGCAUUUUAAAAACAAACAUGCUGACGAUGACACUUUCCGUCACUCGUGUGUUUUCAUCUCUAUAAAAAGGGCACAUGAAAGUGAUUUAAAUACGUGUCAGUUAGGCGGUGGGAGAGAACUGAAGCUGCGUGAUGCUUCCUGAUUAACAUUUCUGCAUGCAGCUGAUGGGAAAUGGGUUCAUACGUCUGCACAGCUGCCUGUUUAUCUGAAUGACAGAAGAGACAGUGAAGGUGACAGCAUGCUAAUUUUGGGAUCACUUGGUGACUCCCCUGCUUUAAGCAGGACAGGGUUAUGCAAAUAAAGUGGAAUGACAUGA